Messenger RNA from Paracoccidioides brasiliensis Pb18, 3069 nucleotides. RefSeq lists its product as uncharacterized. The transcript is spliced from 6 exons. The record is from RefSeq and is a predicted model, not a curated record. Bases 1 to 3069 code for a protein of 1022 amino acids.
AUGUCAUUUUUCGCUCGAGUUUUCCGCAGCAAAGAUGCUAGCAGUUCCAAGAAACAAUCAAAGCAAAACGGUGUUGGUCAGGUUCAACAGAAGCCCCAAUGGACCGACGCAUUCCUCCGUACGGAGGUGAGCCCAGAAGAGGUACAGGAGUUGCUACAUGGAUGUACGAUCGAGCUAAAAUCGAGAGGUCUCGAAAUUCCGUUUCUUCUUCUUCCGUUUCGCCCCAACUCGGAUCCGAGUUCAGCACGCACUUUUAUUCGACACUACUUCAGCCCUCCUCCGGAGAGGCCUGAACCACUUCGCGGGAAACAUCUAUCACAAGAGCUGCGUUUGACGGAACCAAUGGUAUUGUGCAGCAUUAUGAAAUGGUGCUGGAGCCGAUUGCCUGGAGGAGUGGUCACCUGGGAAGCAUAUGAAUUAUUCAAAGUUGGAGAACAAGACUCCCAAUUCGCCCGCGAUGCUUUCUCAACCUUUAUUCCUUUAAGCGUGGAAUCAGAUGCCCGAACGAAAAUUAUCUUAGACUUCUUCGAUCUUAUGUCUGCUGUUGCAGCUCACGGAAAGACCAAUGGUUUUGGAGGGCGUAAGCUUUCGCGAUAUGCCGGUUGGUGGGCUUUCGAUCAUACUGACUCCGGGAAUGGGUUUGAAUCAAGUUAUAAGAAUUGGGCAAGUGCGGCGGACGCGACGAGCCAUUUAUUUUUUGCUUACCUUCGUUCUCUAUCUCCCGAUUCCAUUCGUGGGUCCAAUGGCAUUUCUACCCUUCCAAUCUCGUUGCAAAAUCUCGUCCAGGCUACAGAGUACCCACCAGAACCUCCUACCCUCCUUCAAGUGGAAUCAACCAAAGUCGUAAUGAUUGUCGACACGGUUUCUCCGACCCCAUUCGCUUUGCUUCGACGGGCCAAAAAUUUCGAAUAUAGAGAUAGCGACCUUGCCUUGCAGCAAUUCUCAAAUUUCGAUGAUCCUGUCAGAGCGCUAACUGACGAAUGUCGUAGAGUGUUGCGAUGCAUAUCCUCCACGAACCAAUCCAAUGUUUCGGCAGCUGCCCAAGAAUCAGCUGCUCUCCGUGAUGCAUCAUGGUCAAGAUUCGAGGAUCUUGGCUUCACGGAUACAAUCGAAGAGGGAGAUGGUGAAAAUGAUGGGGAUGGGACUGUGACGAAACAUGCGGGAUCGCUGGGUCUGAGGUCCGCUCCUCACUCUCGUACUGCUGAUCUUGGUCGACCGACCACACCUUCAUGGGCUGAUUUCCUCUCGUCUGGAUUUGCUGAUGAAAAUGAACCGCAAAGCCGUCCUCCAUUCCUCCUGCCUCCCGACAAAGUCCUCCCGCCAAUACAGACUGUGCGCGGACAAAGUUCCCAGUCUCAUAAACGUAUGUUUGACCAGGAAUCGUCUGCUGAACCAGGGGAACUGGCAAGUAUAACUACCAUGGACCUGGAUGCUUCAUUCUGGUGGGUUUGGAUUAGCAGUUUAUCUGGCGAGGAACCAACGCAGCGAAAAGCCGUUUUUGGACGCUGCGCUUUGAUUGAAACUUCCAUCUCAGGUGGCAGGUGGUUCGUGUUGGAGGAGCAGGUGAAAGGAGCAGCUCCGGAACCCGAAGUGGGCGCAUAUAUAGCUGAAAAGAAGGGCUUUUUUGGUUUUAGAUCGCGAAAGGGGCGAUUAAUACGACGGAAGUCAGCUGUAAAAAAAAUCUCAACCAUUGAGGAACCAUACCAGCGUGCUAACAGCACCACAGCAAUAAGCAAGACUAGCAUCGGCCCUGAUCAGCAUGCCAGGAUCCAAGCUGCCGCUGCUGCACUCCAGCGGAAACACCGAGAACAAGAGCAGGAACAGGAGCGAGCGGCAGAACAUCGCAAUAAAUCGGAUGACUUGAACUAUUCGAAGUCGAACUCAAUUAUGUCCAUGCAACCGCUGGUUAUGACUGAGGUCUCGCAGGCGAUGAAGUGGGCUAACAAUUACGAUAAGAACGCCGUUCGAGCUGCCUAUCUCGGAAAUAACAUGGCUGGAACAGGUGCUCCUGCAGAGUCCCUACAAAUUUCUACCAAUAGACUAGCACAAAAUGGGUCUCUUAAUCCCAGCAGCUCCCCUCCAGAUUGCGAACAUCCUGUUCCUUCAAAGGAAGAUGCAAAUGCUUCCCAGUUUGCUGCCGAGCAGUCUGAGAUUUCGAAGAACACGGCAUCUGACUUGGAUCCUGCCACCACACCUGCUUCCGAACCUCCUGCCAUUCAUUCCGUUGAAACAGCUUCACCAGAACGGGCCCGAGGUAAGAAAUCUCUUGACUCAACCGAAGAACACAAGAAGCUUAAGAAGAAGCCUGGAAACACAACGCUUAAGGGCAUGUUUAGUAAGAAAACAGAAAAGGUAGAGCAGCCUCCAGUGAAACCAACCGGAGCAGAGACGUCUGCCGUUGCUGCUGCAAGGGCUGCCCUGGAAGGUCGAACUGCACAGGUCGCACAACCGUCGACUUUAGCCCCGUCCAAACUCCCUACUGCGCACCGCCUUUCUGGAUUUGGAAGGAAAAAGCCUUCCGAAUCAAGCCCCCCACAGACUAAUUCCAAGCCAAACACCCCACCUGUUCCUGAGGAACCAAAGACCGCCCACACCCCAGUGACCACCCCAUACGAUGGCCCACCAUGGACUCGAAGGGAAAAGGAGCUCGACGCCCUUUCCCGCGUGGAUACUAACGAGAAAGCACGGGCUGAUCGUGAAUUUUCCUCCUUUGACCACCAAGCCCCAUUCGUUGACCAGCCCGCUUUCGUUCCCGCGGAUUCUCCCACCACAGAAGAAUUCCCGGAACGGGACCGCCAAACUCACCACCCACCCGCCAAACAACAAGCUCCAGUGAAUGGCCAUGACAAGCCAGAACCUAUGGAAAAACCAAUGGCGCUGCAGGACCGUUGGGCUCAAAUCCGGAAGAACGCUGCCGAGCGUGCUGUCCAUAUAGACGACCAUCCGUCAAGAAGGCCUGAGCCAGAGAAGACGGAUGAUGGCGAAACAAGUGGAGAAGAGACGAUCGAAUCCCGAGUUGCACGCAUCAAGGCUCGUGUUGCUGAGUUGACUGGGAAUAUGGAAUCCUAG